Hemibagrus wyckioides is the source of this 563-nucleotide messenger RNA. It is a transcript of the gene hsf5, whose product is annotated as heat shock transcription factor family member 5. The record is from RefSeq and is a predicted model, not a curated record. The transcript has 2 exons. Lineage: Eukaryota; Metazoa; Chordata; Actinopteri; Siluriformes; Bagridae. Gene Ontology annotation, molecular function: sequence-specific DNA binding; DNA-binding transcription factor activity. The coding region runs from base 96 to 563 and encodes 155 amino acids. Gene Ontology annotation, biological process: regulation of DNA-templated transcription.
ACGAGGCCUGCGCGUGCCCAACGGUUCCCGAACAGUCUAAACGGUUCUGGAGCAGCGGUGAAAGCGGAGAUCUUCUCCAUAAAAAUAUAUCAGAUAUGGAAUUCAGUGAAGCAUUAAAGUUCCUCCCCAUCAACCCCAACAACUUCCCCAGCAAGUUGUGGCAUUUGGUGCACGAUCCUUACGUUCCCUCUAUCUGCUGGGACGCUGCCGGGGAAGGAAUACUUAUCUUUCAGUGGCUCUUCGAAGCUCAAGUGCUAUGGCCAGCUACGGCCAACAGGCAGAUGGACAGGUACUUCAAAACGACAGACUUCAACAGCUUCCUUCGCCAGCUAAACCUGUACGGCUUCAGAAAAAUGCACCUUGGCAUCUCAAAUAGGUCAUUCCUCCUGCACUACUACCACAACCCGAACUUCAAAAAGGCUAAACCAGAGCUUCUGGUCAACCUAAAGCGACUCACGCCUGCCAACAGGGCCAGGUUUGACGCUGGGCUACAAGAACCCAGCCAGUCAUCAAGACUGAUGCCGAAUUCACCUGAGAAAGACUCUUCAGUGGUGGGUCAGUAG